AGGAUGCACUCUGCGGUGGCGUCGCACCAAUGCUUGUGAUGGAAGGACUCUACCAUCAAUAUGCAUAAUUUUACUUAAUGUUAGUGGUUUCUUCUAUGUGAAACCUACCAUUUUUUCUAUUUCAUGACAUCGACAAGUGACUAUUCAUUGACAUUUGAUUUUUUCCUCGCAUCUUCAAGUACUCUGCAAAAAUGGGUCGUACAACCGCAAAGAAGAAGCAGAGCAAGCGUGCUCAGAAGAAGGCCAUGGCCAAACGGUCAGGCGAGAAGAAGGCCAAGCCAGGGCGCAAAGGAGGUAAUAGGAAGGAGGCCAAAGUGAACCGAGCAAAGAAAGAAAAGAUUCACAAGUUGAUGGAUAAAAGGCUUCCCGAUGUCCUUUCCACCCGACGCUCCGCAGCUGACGUCUUUGCAGGUGAGAGUGAUGCGGAAAACGAUGAUAGCGACGACCUGCAAGAUGCUGAUUUGAAAAAGACUACAGGUGGAGAUGAAAGCGACGAUGACGACGAAGUCUUUCCACCAACGGGAACAAAGGGUUGCGCAAAGGACGACGAUAACUCCAAUCAACAUGAGAUGUCCACUGCCUUCGCUACAAAGCUCUCCCACACGGAAAAAAGUAUCCGCGAUAAGGGUUUCAAAAGCUUGCAAAAGUGGCUGAAAAAGCGGGCUGAUAAGCUGACAGAACUGGAUUUCGUGAAGCUGUGGCGUGCGCUCUUCUACUGUCUAUGGAUGUCCGACAAAAAGCCAGUGCAGCAAGCUCUUUCGGUCCACAUCGCACAGCUCACGCAGUGUAUCGACAAGGAGAAAGUUUCCCUAUGGAUGGGCGCAUUCCUAGAAGUGAUGCAAACUGAAUGGCCCAAGCUCGACACAUGGCGAAUGAACAAAUUUCUCCUCAUGGUAUCAUCAAGCACUCACUUAAAUUAUAGACCUUCUGUGGACCACCUGUCUGUGGACCUUACCAUGCUGAUAUAUGUUGGUUACCCAAUUAAGAUACGCCUUUCGUCAUCUCGCGUGAACUUUCCUAGGCUAGAAAGUUUAUCUUCUGUACAACUUAUUUCACUCAACGCAGGUUCGCAUUCAAAUGGCAGAGAUGUUCUCGUUUGUGCAGAAACAGGACUGGGAGUCGGAGGUUAUCGAGAGUCUGAAUGACGUCUACCUGUCAAUUGCGCCAUUGUCGUUGGAAAGCGCCUUCAAUCCCGGGUUUGCGCAGCACUUCGCUGCCUGUUUCUGGGACGAGUUUGCGGCAACGGCUGAGGCAGCACGUAAGUCGGCUGCAGCAGCAAAUGGCGUCGCUGGUGAAGACAACAGUGCAGAAGCCGAUGGUGCCAAUAAGAAGAACAAGGCCAAAAAGAAAAAGACCAAGGCAGCGAAUUCGGAGGUGGAGACGAAAACCAAAGCCAAAGACCAAGACGGCGAUGAAAGAAUAAACGCUGCAGAGGAAAAGAAAGUGUUGACUCCAGCGACAGACGACACGACUCUGCAUUUUCUAGAACCCUUCCUCCAAGUUCUUGCUGAUCCUGCUUUUUCGGACACCUUCGCGAAGGCGAUCGUCAACGAAAUCUUAGGCGCAAAGUUGCCGAAGAACAUGAGGGAGCCAAUAGCAAAUGAGCUCUUUGACAUUGCGACAGACGAUGAAGUAAAGCCAUACAAGCGGGAGGCGCUGUUGAGCCUUGUGAGACAGCUCCAAGAAGCAGAUGCAGACGAGCCAGGUACUACGAAGUUGAAAAUUUUGAAUGGCUUGUUCGUGUACGUGUUCUUUUUUUCAAUGUAUUUUUUGAGUAGGCCUCAUGUGUCUUUCCUGCUUUACGAUUAAUUUCUUACGACAAGCAGUCUCUUGAAUAAGAUGGAUUGCAUCCUGUACUCCCCUCUCUUUGUACGUUUCAGUUGUCUUGCCAUUGAGGGAACCGAAGAUCAACCCGAGACUGGAAGCACCGAAGAGAAAACUGCGCAAAGGCCUGGGUGUGCGAACGCGAAAUCAACGCAAGGUUCGUCAGCGCGAUAAGAGAUAGUUGCAACACGGAUACAAGACGUGUUGGCACUCUUCGGGGACGAGGAAACACCCACAUCUUAUUGUGUGGCUGGUGCUUGAUGAUUCUCCUUCUUGUGGCAUCAUACUCUAUUUGAAUUUCAUAUCCGUCACCUCCAUUGAAUGAGUAAUAGUGCAUCAGACGCAGACCGUUUGCGGAUUAAGAGGUAUCUCCACUAAGCCAACGUCUCUUAUGUGAC
Molecule: messenger RNA, 2222 nt
Organism: Amoebophrya sp. A25
Lineage: Eukaryota; Dinophyceae; Syndiniales; Amoebophryaceae
Source: the annotation of a GenBank genome assembly